UUUCGCGUCGCUCCCUUUGUCAUUUCAAAGCCAGACAGGCUAAACAUUAACAACAAAGCUAAGGUCUAGUAUAAGAUCGAAAUAGGGUCCGACUGCGUGGCAUACCCUGUCGAUCUACCGCGCCAGAUGGAGCACCUGGACCCUCAUCAACGGCCCCCAGACGGUGUCAGGGAUGUCUACAAAAGGUACCAGAAGAUGAAGCCCAAACAAUUGGACCAAGACCCCGACAUUGUGGACCUACCAAACAGCCUGCAUACGUCAGCCAAGGAACAAGUUCGCAUCGUCGAGGAGUGGAGUGGUCACGACUUGACCGCUGCUUUCCGGGCAUUUAGCGGUCAAGACGAGCAGUACGCAGUCUUGCCUGCAAGGAUACCAGUGUACGAGCACGUAAACAUGCCAGGCCUCCAUAUCGUCCCCGACCUCCUCCCCCCCUCAAUCCAGAUUCUCCUUCUCUCACGCCUUCUCCACCGCGACCUGUCUAACCCAGCACACCUCACCAACAUCCACACACACUACACCCUCUCCUACCCACCCUCCCAAUCCUCCUUCUUCUCGCACCCUCCCACAAGCACAUCCCCCAUCGCUACCCCUCUGGACCCUACAGUCCACAAACCGCUCUCCGUCCCGCAGCUCCUGAACAAGAAAAUGCGCUGGACCACCCUCGGCGGCCAGUACGAUUGGACUGAGAAGCGGUACCCGCCGACCGCGCCGCCGCCGUUCCCCGCGGAUAUCAAGGCCUUGUUGGAAAGUAUCUGGACGCGCACCCGCGCCGAGGCGGCGAUCGUGAAUCUCUACUCGCCAGGGGACACGCUGAGUGUGCAUCGCGACGUCGCGGAGGCGAGUCCGCACGGGCUGGUGUCCGUCUCUCUGGGGUGCGACGCUGUGUUCGUGAUCGGCACGUCCUCGCAAGCACCGGGAGACGGGGUGGAGGAGAAGAUUGUCACGCUCCGGCUGCGCAGUGGCAGCGCGGUGUACAUGUCAGGUCCGAGUCGGUUUGCGUGGCACGGCGUGCCGCAGAUUGUCAGGGGGACGUGUCCGGAGUAUCUGGCUGGGUGGCCGGCUGGAGAGGGGGGGUUCGAGGAGUGGGGAGGUUGGAUGUGUGGGAAGAGGGUGAAUCUGAAUGUGCGGCAGAUGUGGGAUUGAGGUAUUGUAGAUCGAACAGACAGCGCAUGUCCGCUGCAUCGGCAUGCAGAAGAGAAUAUCUUCACCUCUUCUAUCAUGCCUUGUUGUACCAUCACUACAUCCACACAACCCCGUGACGUCACCGCGUCCAACGAAUACAAACCACACCUCACCACCUAACAGACAUCGACAGUCUGCAUCCCGAGGCCCCCAAAUAC
Messenger RNA from Boeremia exigua, 1340 nucleotides. RefSeq lists its product as uncharacterized. Bases 127 to 1143 code for a protein of 338 amino acids. The transcript has 2 exons. The record is from RefSeq and is a predicted model, not a curated record. Gene Ontology annotation, cellular component: cytoplasm; nucleus. NCBI's taxonomy places the organism in Eukaryota, Fungi, Ascomycota, Dothideomycetes, Pleosporales, Didymellaceae.